UUUCAGGUAUUGUCAAAGAUGAGAGUGCUGGAGACACUAGGUGUUGUAGUUUUACUGACUCUAACUCAGAUAUGGAGCACUCAGUCACAAGAAUGCAAUAUAAAUGCAAUAUCCUCUCCUUCGGCAUCAUCGCUGUUGGUUCAGUGGAACAGACUUCCGGGAGUAACAAAUUAUUUCUUGGACCUUCGGGUUGUGAACGACACAAAUACAGCUCCAGUUGUAACGUCGGUCCCCGGGAGUCUGUCGAUGAAAGAGGUGUUUGGCUUGAAGACGGGGACACUGUACACGGUCACAAUUAAAGGGUUUAUGUAUUAUACUGUUUUGUGUGUUGAUACAAAAAUAGCAAGAACAGCACCGGGUACAUCUCAGAUAACCUAUUCAAAGUCAAUAUCAAGCACAGCCAUCUGGCUAGAAUGGGAGUGGGUGCAAACAGCACUACAAUACAUUUUGAUGAUAAAUUCAACGUCGACAGGGGAACGGUACAACUUCACUUAUGUAAAUAACAGCACGCUAAUUGGAAAUCUUCGACCGGCCACUACGUAUGACUGUUAUGUGGUCACAUCCAAUGCUGGAGGUCUAGGAGCAAAAAGCAAAGUACGGACGGUCACUACAUUGAUCCAGCCUCCAGCCGUGGUCACAGUGCUACAGACGGGCCCCCAGUCUGCCCGCAUCAGCUGGCAACCUGUGGACAAGGUUCUAGUCUACAACCUUACCAUCAAAAACUGGAAUUCGAUAAACACUACACUAUAUUCAAGCACUGUGUUCAACAACACACUAGAGAUGACCAGUAUGUCACCUUGCUCUUCAUACCUAAUCUCAGUGUCAUCAAUUAAUGCCCUCAUGGAAGUUGGAGAACCCAGGCAGAUCAACUAUACAACAAGCACUCUGGGUCCAGUGACGUCAGUCUCGGUGGACUACAGCUGUGCUACAAAUUCAGCUUCAGUCACUUGGACAACUGUGUUUGGAGCCACUUCUUACCGUGCCACUGCCGUAAGUCGCAGUGGUACAGUUCUGUCCUGCACAUCGAACAAUACAAUGUGCCAACUUGUAAAGCUAGCAUGUGGAGAAAACUACAUCGUACACGUUAUCGCACAGUCCAACAACUGUGAAAGCACUGGCAAUGCCACCACAUCCUUCCAAACAGCUCCCUGCGCUCCCUCCAAUCUGAUGCUGUACCGGGAGUGCAGCAGCAAUGUCAUCAUCUUUUCUUGGGCUCCAAAUAAUUACUCUGCUUACUACUUUGCGAGGGCUGUUGACUCGGUCGGAAAGGUCAUGGAAUGCAUGACUACAGACACAUCUUGCUUCUUUACUGACACCACAUGUGGACGCCUUUACAACUUCACCGUCUCGGGCUCUUCAUCUUCAUCUAAACAGCAGUGCAACUCCCCAUCCAGUUCAGCGAUUCAAAUACGAACUGCACCCUGCCCACCAAGGAACAUGCGCACGUCCACCGACUGUCAGACAGAUGUGUUGACCAGCAGCUGGGAAGGUGCGGAUGGAGCCCUACGGUACACAGUGGAGGCUUUUGGCAACCGUGGAAAUCAGAGCUACUAUACGUGUAGCUCAUUGAAGCAGAGCUGCACGAUCACCGGCAUAAACUGUGGAGAGAGUCUUACCAUGAUAAUCACUGCUGCUGAUAAUGAGUGCUCCAGUGUUCUGUCUCUGGGGGAAGUAGGUCAGACUGCUCCCUGCAAACCUCAAAGUCUGUCAGCAGUGGUGGACUGUGGCUCAGAUUCUAUCUCUCUGACAUGGGAGGCCUCAUUAGGUUCUGUAUUCUACAUGGCCACUGCAGUGGAUCGCUUUGGAACUGCUUACACUUGCAGCUCAAUGGAUGUACGUUGCCAGAUCACCGGGCUGAGCUGUGAAUCGAAUUACACAGCUUUUGUCAUGGCAUCCGAUAUCAGAUGCAACAGCUCUGUCAGUGACAACAUCACUGUACAAACAGGUCCCUGUCCCCCUCAGGGUGUUCAAGCUGUGCUGGACUGUCAACAAAACCAAGCACUGGUGAGCUGGAAGGGAUCUCCAAGUGUGAUUUCCUUCAUUGCCACUAUGCAGGACGAGGCUGGAGGGUUACUCAGCUGCAGCACCACAGCCAGCAGCUGCCGGAUCUCCAACCUGAAGUGCGGACAAGUUUAUGGCAUUAGCGUCCUACACCAUGAUGGAAUUUGUCCCAGUAUGUCUUCCCGUGCCAUACAAAUGAGGUCCGUACCGUGUGGUCCAGCACAUGUCCGGGCUGAUGUCCAGUGCCCCUCAGGUCUUCUCUCGCUCAGCUGGGAUCCAACAGACGGUGCUGCAGGUUAUAUUUCCACUGUGGUUUCCGGAAGCACUGGGAAGCUGCUUUACUGCAACUCUAGCGUGCCGUCCUGUAACAUGAGCAAUCUGCAGUGUGGAGAUUCAUACUCCAUAAAGCUCCAGUCAUACAACAGCUCCUGUCUGAGCAUGCUCAGUGCACCUGUAGUGAUCAGAGAGGUGCCCUGUGUGCCCACUAACGUUACGGCUACACGGACCUGUGGCAACAGCUUGGUGAAUGCAUCAUGGCAAGCAAGCCGUGGUGCUUUAUCUUAUGUUGCGUUUGCUGUGGGCGAAGAUGGACACUAUACAAACUGCUCCUCCAACACUACAUCAUGUAGCUUCGCUGACCUGCACUGCAGCACCAUGUACUCCAUCAGUGUGAGCGCUGUAGAUGGGAACUGCUCCAGCCUGCAGAGUCAGAACACUACCCUGCGCACAGUUCCCUGUUCACCCACUAAUGUAAAGAGCGUUGUGAAUUGUAGCAUCAACUCCGUCUCUCUGUCAUGGAGCGCCAGUCUUGCCGCUGUUUCCUACAGAGGCUCAGCAUUGGGCAAAGAUGGCCAGAAUAUCACAUGUGAUACCAAAACUCCAGGGUGCCAGUUAAGCGGCCUGCAUUGUGGACAGGAGUAUGUGUUUGUCGUAAGUGCUUCUGAUGGCACAUGUGACAGUCCAAACAGUGCAGAGAACAGACACCAGACAGCACCUUGCGCCCCUCAGAUUGUGUCCAGAUUCGUGGACUGUUCCACUAACAGCCUGAACGUCAGCUGGGCUCUGGGUGUCACAGCUCUAAACUACACUGUCCUGGCCACCACAGCAGGUGGCGCUGUGCUCAACUGCACCACGCAGAGCUCUAGUUGUAUUGUCACUGGCCUGGACUGUGGUAAGAACUACACUGCCAUCAUCACAGCAUCCAAUGGAGAGUGUCAAGGGCCAGGGAGCCAGAGCCGUCCUGUCCAAACAGUGCCGUGUAUUCCCUCAUCUGUCCGUGCCAAUGUGGAGUGUGUGAGCAACACUGUGAAGGCAUCAUGGGGUCCCACAGCCGGAGCAUUAUCCUACAACGGUGUCCUGACCGGCCCAGGCCAGUACAAUCAAUCCUGCACGACCUCUGACCUCUCCUGCUCUUUCAAGGGCCUGACCUGCGCACAGACCUACAUGCUAAACGUCAUCUCUCAAGAUAAUCAGUGCCACAGCUUAGCCGGCUCCAACGUCUCUGUGACAACAGCUCCCUGUGAUCCUGAGAACGUGACCGCAGUGCUGAAGUGUGACUCACAGGCGGUACAUGUGUCGUGGCAUGCUUCUGCUGGUGCCAGUGUGUACACAGCCCUGGCAAACACACAGAAUCAGAGCAUUUCUUCAGUUUCCUGCCAAACCUCCAACACUUCCUGUGACCUCACGCCGCUCCACUGCGGGGAGGUUUUUAAUGUCACCGUGCUUGCUAAUGAUGGAACCUGUAACAGCUCAGCAUGGGCCAGCACUACACUGGAAACAGCACCGUGUCCUCCAACAAUGAGGUCUCCUUCACUGAACUGCAGCACUAAUGUGGCCCUGGUUUCCUGGGUGAAGGACCCAGAUGCAUUGUGGGUAAAGGCCAAUGCCACGUCUGUCCUGGGACCCACGGCCUCCUGCAACUCCUCUGGCAUCAGCUGUUCCCUGGACUCUUUGCAGUGUGGUCAGACCUACAGUGUGUACGGUGUAGCCCAGGGCCCGCAGUGCUGGAGUUCACCCAGUGCUCCAUUCAGUGUUAUCACAGCCCCAUGCACCCCUGCAGCAGUGAGCUCUAACUACAGCUGCGGGACCAGCACUGAGCUCAGCUGGACUGACAGUCUGGGCCGAGAGAGUUUCUAUGCAUAUGUGGAGACAAGCGGACACUCGGCCUCCUGCGUUACAAACCAAACCCACUGUGCCAUCAACACGCUGAUGUGCGGGAGCCUUUAUAAUGUCUUUGUGCAGUCCAUUUCUAGUCACUGCAACAGCAGCUAUGCAGCACGCACGCAGCUACAGACAGCUCCUUGUGCCCCACAGAAUGUGACUGUAGCACUACAGUGUACGAAUAACACUGCCUUCGUGUCCUGGAAUGGAAGUCCUGGGGCUGUGGGUUAUAAUGUCACGGCGUUGGGCCACGAUGGGGAUUUCAAGUUCAGUAUUGUCAAUGGAACCAGCUGUCAACUACCCAGCAUGCACUGCAGUCAGAUCUACGACAUUGUGAUUACACCCUUCUCUAGGACGUGUUCGGGAUUCCCAUCAGCUACAUACACUUUCAGUGCAGGUUCUUGUGCUCCCAGUGAUGUGCAAGUUUCUCUACAAUGCAAUGGUAAUGUCGGAUUUGUCCGCUGGACUGCCGCCAAGAAUGCUGAAAUGUACAUUGCCACAGCAACCGGUAGAAAUGGCUCUAGCUACACUUGCACAUCCAAUAGCACCAACUGCACCUUCAGCCAACUGCAGUGUGGUGAUAACUACACCGUUACUGUUGUUACGGUGGACCGUGGUUGCAAGAGUCAACCCAGCACACCAGUCAGUCUACAAUCAGCUAUCUGCCCACCUUCGAAUCUGGCCAGUCACACCAGCUGCGCUACUAAUGACAUCAGCAUCACGUGGGACCCGAGCCCUCAGUUGGGAGUCACCUACUUCCUAUUCAUCAGUCAGAUCAACGGGCUGAAUUCCACCGUCAGCAAAGUGACAACAUCACACAAUUUAACAGGGUUACACUGUGGGAUGAGCUUCAUUGUACAAGCGGCUGCUCAGGACAGCGCCUGCACCAGUCCCUACGGAAGUCCAAUACAGAUCUACACAGCUCCCUGUUCAGCUAGUAACUUGACAGCUGCUCCUAGCUGUGGCACAAACAUGGCUGCCAUCAGCUGGCAGCCUGGAUUAGGGGCAUACUCCUACACUGCCAAUGUGGUUGGAAACAAUGGACAAACUGUCUCCUGUACUUCCAACACCACAUCCUGUUCUGUGAAGGUGGACUGUGGAAAUACCUAUACAGCUACAGUGGUUUCCACUGUUGGCUUCUGCAACAGCACUUUUAACAACAGCAUUCAUUUUGAAUCAGCCCAAUGCCUGCCAAGUAAUGUGGUGGCACAGCUAGACUGCAACAACACACUAGCUGUACAUUGGGAUCGCAGUGCAAGCAACCCCGACUCCUACACAGCCCUGGCUAUUGGUGCAGAUGGCACUCGGGUUUCCUGUAAUACGAGUUCAACUUCCUGUACCAUUACGAACUUAAGAUGUGGCCGCACAUACAGCAUUGCUGUAACAACAUCCAAAACUAGCUGUGUAGUUGAUGGUUCAGACUACCACAUCCAGACAGCCCCCUGCCAACCGCACAGUCCAUCUGUUCACCUGCAGUGCAGCACUAACAUUGCUACAGUAACAUGGGACAAUAAUCAAGCAGAUCAGUUUGACAUGGUGACUGCACUCAACUUUACGGGCGGUAUGACGAUGUGUAACAGCACAAACAGGUCCUGCACAUUCACACAGCUGAGCUGUGGAGAGUCGUACACACUCAGCGUGGUUGGAUUCAACGGAAAUUGCACCAGUUUGCCCAGCGAGACCUUCAGCCUCAACACAGCCCCCUGUGUGCCCACCUAUGUUGUGGCGACAACAAACUGUGACACAUCCAUCACCACUGUAACCUGGGAUUCUGCUCGUGGUGCCAGCAAAUACAUUGUUCAGGGCAACAGCACAUUGGGGAAACACAGCACAUGCUCCAACACAGAUACGACCUGCUCUUUCGCAGACCUGGAAUGCGGACAGAAUUACACCAUAACAGUCACCGCCGAAGACAACAAUUGCACGAGCUUGACCAGCGCACCUAUCAAUGUUACGACAGUUCCAUGCCCACAGUCUAAUCUACAAGCAACUCUGGACUGUAGCACAGACUCGGCUCUGAUCUCAUGGAUGCCCGGUAAUGGUAUUCUGAAUUAUAGUGCUUCUGCAGAAGGGUUUGAUGUAAAUCAUAAAGUCAGCUGCAGUACAUCUGGCUCCUCCUGCAAUGUCACCAACUUGCACUGUGGCAACCGUUACCAAGUUCUUGUGGAGGGUGAAGGGCUCACUUGUCCAUCCCAAUCAGAUGAAUGGAUUGCCCUUAAAACAGCACCAUGUCCACCGGCUCAGGUAUCCAUCCAAUCGUCUUGUACCUCAAACACUGUGUCCGUUUCCUGGCAAUCCUCCCAGGGCGCCUUGACAUACAUGGCUGUCGCUGAGGACAAUGGAGGUCAUAAGGUGACUUGUGACACUGCCCAGCUGACCUGCAAUAUCACUGGCCUGCAGUGCGGACAGACUUAUCAGAUUUAUGUAUCUGGUGUGGAUGGCAACUGUACUGGUCCCAAGAGUGAAGUUCACGUUCUUGAAACAGCCCCUUGUGUGCCACAGAAUGUGCAGACUAUCCUGAAGUGCCAGUCCUCUGUUCUCAACAUUACCUGGCAGCAGCAAGGUCAAGCCAAUUAUUACCAUGCCACAGUGAAGAGCAGUGAUGGUAAAGUAUUGGGGUGUGAUUCUAAUGUGACUCAAUGCCAAGUUCCCCACAUCCGCUGCGGCUUGACUUACAGCGUGACAGUGGUCGCUUAUAGUCAAACCUGCAACAGUUCACAAAGCUCUGUGCAACAUGUCACUUCAGCCGCCUGCCCACCACGUAUGGUCUUCCCAUACUUGGACUGUGACUUAAACACCUUAUUUGUGUCCUGGGACUCUAGUGUUGAUGGUGUCCUCUACAUUGCGAAGGCCUUUUACUCCAAUAACAACCACGAUUACUACAUGUGUAACACCACAGAGACCAGCUGCAAUAUCAGUCUGAGAUGUGGCAUGAAUUAUAAUCUGACAGUAGUACCAUUAAGAGAUGGCUGCAUUGGGGCAAAUUCACCAGUUCACCAUGUUAUUGCAGCUCCUUGUGCUCCGCUUAUGUUGGAUGUUGAGAUGGACUGCUUGUCUGAUUCGGCUUGGCUGACGUGGGAAGAGUCAACUGGGGCGGAGCUCUACAUUGCCACGGCAAUGGACAGUGAUGGACAGUUGUACCAGUGUAACUCAACUGAGAACCAGUGCACAGUGGAAGAGCUAGAAUGUGGAAGAUUCUACAACUUCAGUGUCACUGCUUCUAACAUUCAGUGUGAUAGUCUCAUCAUCAACACUUUGGAGUCCCAAACAGCCCCUUGUCCACCUCAAAAUGUGAUCACCUCAGUGGGUUGUGACACUGGUUCAGUGACUGUGUUUUGGGAUGAGAGCGUUAGCGCAUUAAGCUACACUGCUACCUUAGAGCGUACAGACGGACAGACCAUCUGCUGCACUGCAAACUCCACUUCCUGUGAGGUCACUUCAAUUCCUUGCGGACAGAUGUAUGUCCUGACAGUCACUGCUGAGGGACAAAAAUGCAACAGCUCUCAGAGCACCGAGGUCAUCGUACGUUCAGUACCCUGUAUCCCUGAGAGUCUGAAUUCCAAUACAAGCUGCACUGAUAAUGUAGCCACCAUGUCAUGGGUGAGCAAUGAAGCCGGUGAGCUCUACACAGUCCAGGCCAUCAGCACUGAUGGAGCACUGAUGGACAGCUGCUCAGCGUUUGGUCAAUCAUGCGAUCUCACGAAUCUAGUGUGCGGCGUGCCGUACACAGCCACAGUAAUAGCAGAAGACAGCAUCUGCAGCAGCGCUCCCAGCCAAGCUGCUCCUAUCAGGACAGUACCUUGUGUGCCGGAUUUUGUGACUGCUAAUGUGAUAUGCCAAUCGAACAGCCUGUUGGUGUCCUGGAAGAAAAGCAUUGGAGCAGAUUUAUAUACGGCUAUGCUUGAGGACAGCAGCGGCCACUUUACUAGCUGUCAGAGCAUGAACAACACCUCCUGUACAAUUAAUGGACUUCCCUGCGGUCAGACCUACCAUAUCAGUGUGAUAGCAUCUGACGGAUACUGCGAUAGUUUGCCUAGUGCUGUCAUUGACACACAUUCAGCUCCUUGUUUGCCUCGUAACAUUCUGGCACUAAUGGACUGUCAGUCUGGUUCGGCUAUACUGUCAUGGCAGCCAGGCACUGGAGCACUGCAAUACACUGCCACAGCAGUAGCAGAGUCUGGUCAGAAUGUCAGCUGUCAAAGCAACAAUACCAACUGUGAGUUGACAGGACUUGCCUGUGGAGAGACCUACAACGUCACUGUGUUAGCAAAAGGACAGACCUGCAGCAGUGUUGCAAGCAUGAACGGAAGCCUGAAGACAGGUCCUUGUGUACCUCAGCAUGCUGAAGUGCAAUACAGCCUGUCUAUCGGCCAGUUGUCCUGGGACAGAAGCAAAGGCGCUUCCAUGUUCACAGCACAGGCUUCCACUGAUCAGGGAUCAGUGCUCUCCUGUUCCACCAGUGACACCUACUGUGCUCUUUAUAACUUGUCUUGCAGUCAGACAUAUGAAAUCACUGUAGCCGCACACAACAACAUCUGCCACGGAGCUGCAGUGUCUGCAUCAACUUUUCUUGAAACAGAACCUUGCCCACCUCAUAAUGUCCAAACCCAUCUGAAUUGCUCAAGUGAUGUCGGCACGGUGUCUUGGGAAGUGAGUUUGGGGGCAGUGGCAUACAUGGUAUUCCUGGAGGGUCGUAAUGGUCAAAGUUUGUCUUGCCACACAACUGGUUCCAACUGUAGCGUGAAGGGGUUGAUCUGUGGUACUGUUUACAACACUCAAGUACGGGCUCUUGGAAGAACUUACAAUGGCACAGACAGCGAGACCGUGCUUCUCACAUCAGCUCCUUGUCUACCAGUUUCCAGUUCAGUCACUGUUGAUGUGAACUGUGAGCAUGACACAGCAAUGCUCAGCUGGGCAUGGAGUGGCGGAGCUGAAUCCUAUGAGCUCACUGCCACCAGUAACGAUGGCUACAUUUCCACCUGCAUUUCUCAAGAAAAUUACUGUAACGUUAGUAAUCUAGCCUGCGGACAGACAUAUAAAGUGAGGCUGACAGCAAUCAAUCAUGGAUGUCAGGUUACAGAGGAGACAGGAGUGACUUUCCAAACACGUCCAUGUGUUCCAAUGCAUGUAAAUGCAAAUCUCCAGUGCCAGUCUAACACAGCUGUAGUGACCUGGCAACAAAGCAGUGAUGUGCUAUACUACCUUGUUAGAGGCACCCUCAGCACUGGAGAUACAGCUACAGCUUGUAACUCUACAACUGAUGUGUGUAAUAUGACUGCAUUAAAGUGUGGAGAGGAGUAUGCAUUCACUGUCACGGCCUAUGGUAAACAGUGCAACAGUAACACCAGCAGCGCUGUGUAUAUUGCAACAGAACCUUGUCAGCCAGCCCAGCUGACAGCUACAGGAUCAUGUGACAAUAACACUGUUCAUCUGAACUGGAACAACAGCAGAGGUGCAUCGAGAUACACCGUGCUUAUCACAAGCAAUCUAGGAUACACAGAAUCCCUCCAAACAUCUGUACCUAUGCUAACAGUGGAUCUCCUCUGUGGACAAACCUACACCUUUAAAACAGUAGGGGAAAAUGAUAUAUGUGACAGCCUACCAAGCGCCCCUGCCAAUUUUAGGACUGCCCCAUGUGUGCCGUACAACACCAAUACCUUUGUGGAAUGCCAGAAUACCCUUGGUGCUGUCAGCUGGGCUGCCAGUGAAGGCGCAGAAAUGUACACCGCCAUUGCCACUGGACAGGAUGGCCACACAAACAUUUGCAUAACGAAUACAACGUCCUGCACCUGGGAGGACCUGCACUGCGGAGAAACGUAUGUUGUCCAAAUCAUCGCCAGUGCUCAAAUCUGCAGCAGUAAGCCAAGUGUAGGAACAAACAUCCACAUGGCUCCAUGCGUCCCUCACAAACUGGUGCCCUCGUAUGAUUGUGCCAUGAAAGUAGCUUCCCUCAGCUGGGCCGCAAGUGAAAGUGCUCAGAUGUACAUGGUGUCUGCAGAAUCAAACACCGGUCACCAGGUGGAACUCUCUACCAAUGACACAAGUGCACAGAUCUCUGAGUUCAAGUGUGGUCAGUCAUACUCAAUGACUGUGCAAGCUGUUGGACAUAUAUGCUGGAGCACAGCCAGCAAUGUUUCAGUGCUGCAGACAGAACCUUGCUCUCCGACAUCUGUCACUGGGUUUACGGAUUGCAUCUCCAACAUUGCUACAAUAUCAUGGGACUCAGCUGAUGGUGCCGAAUAUUACACGGCAACAGUGCAAGGCCCAACUGGGCUUUUGGGAACAUGCAUGUCGUGGUCAGCGAGCUGUGGCAUGACUAAACUGUCCUGUGGUGUAACAUACAAUGUUAGUGUAGUUGCUUCCAAUCGUCAGUGUAACUCAACACCCAGUGCCUUGUCUGCUCUAAACACAGUACCCUGUGUUCCUACAGGUGUGUCUGUGGUGAUGGACUGUGCAACUGCGGAAGCUCAUGUGUCCUGGAAUGCAAGCAUGGGGGCGAUGUACUACACUGUGUACGCCUGGAGCACAACAUUCAAUUUCAUAUCCUGUGAUAGCUCUGGACCUGAUACACACUGCAUUCUUAGUGAUCUGAUCUGUGGAGAUAAUUACACUGUUCAGGUGAUUGCUGUUGGAGAUCAAUGCUCCAGCUUGCCCAGUCAGACGGAACGCUUCCGAACAGUUCCCUGUGCCCCAGUAGUUACUGUUACACAGCUUGACUGCUACACUGACUCUGUACUGCUGCAAUGGAAACCCACCAUUGGUUCAAUUUCAUACACUGCUAAUGCCAGAACAACACAGGGGCUGCUUUCCACCUGCUCCAGCAACUCUACUAACUGUAAAUUGAGCAAUCUGACUUGUGGACAAACAUACAAUGUUACCAUGGUAUCAUAUGAUGGACAUUGUCUAAGCAGACCUGGCACACCUCUGGCAGUGCCGUCAGUACCCUGUCCACCCCAGAAUGUGCUUUCAAAUAUGCUCUGCUCUUUAAGUUCUGCCAAUGUGCAGUGGAGUCCAGCUAUGGGAGCAGAAUCCUAUGAGGUGCAUGCUAUUAGUGCAAAUGGCCUAACAAAUGGAUGCAACAGCACAAACACUUCCUGUGUUAUGCCUAAUCUUCAUUGUGGCUCCGUUUACAACAUCAGUGUGCUUGCCCUUGGUCAUCACUGUAAUGUGUCCAAGAGUGCAAUCACAACACUGCAUUCAGUGCCAUGUGUUCCCAGUCAAAUUCAUGCAAACCUGAGCUGUGGAUCUGGUAUGGUUGAUGUGUCCUGGCAGCCUAGCCUGGGAGCUUCGUCUUACAACGCUGUCGCUCAGGGCAAAGGGGGCUUUGCAUCAUCCUGUAACAGCAGUGGAACCACUUGUAAAUUGACUGAUCUUCUGUGCGGACUCACUUACAGCAUCAGUGUGUCGGCCUCUGAUAAUGUCUGCACCAGCGUACAGAGUAAUAGCAUAAGUCUGGACACAGUUCCAUGUAAGCCACAGAAAGUCAUCGGUCAGAUGGAGUGCAGCAGCCACACUGGAAUAGUGUCUUGGGAACAAGGGGAACUCGUUGCUUCGUACCUGGUCUUCGCAUCAAGUUCAGAUGGGGACCAAAAGCAUUGUACCAGUCCCACCACCAGCUGCAGAUUACCCAGCCUCCAUUGUGGCCAAACCUACAACCUCACAGUCACUGCACAGGAUAGCCAGUGUGACAGUCAAAAUGCCCUUGCACAGUUACAAUCAGUUCCAUGUCCACCUACCAGUGUGCAAGCAUCUCUUGUGUGCCUGUCUAACUCCGCGGCUGUAACUUGGCAAAGUGCCAGUGGGGCGCUGUCCUACCAGGCUGCGGGCAUCACAGUAGAUGGAGCCCAAAGAGCCUCCUGCAACAGCAAUGUGACGCACUGUAACCUGGAGCACCUGAGCUGUGGACAGACAUACAAUAUCUCUGUGCUUUCCAUGGAUCAAGCGUGCAGCAGUGAAUAUAGUUUGUUCACACAACUGACUACUGCACCCUGUCCUCCUCAGGCUGUAAAUGUGGUGGUGAACUGCUCUGCUGGCUUUAUGGCCAUCUCAUGGUCAGCCAAUCCAGAUGCACAAUCUUUUCGCGUGAAGGCAGUAAGCAGUGAAGGAACGUUCCUGUCCUGUAAUUCCACCAGCACCACCUGCUCAAUCUUUGGCUUGCCAUGCGGAGAGUCUUAUUCUGUCACUGUGACAUCGCUCAGAGGAGACUGUGAGAGCCAGCCCAGCACAGCUGUUAAUGUCACCUCAGCUCCUUGUGUGCCUCAAGGAGAGGCAGGAAACCUGGACUGCAUUACCAACUCAGUCUGGGUGACAUGGUUACAAGCAAAGGGAGCUUUGUCUUACUCUGUACUGGCUGUGGAAAAGCAAGGCGCUAACUCCAGCUGCUCAGCUACAACUCUGAACUGCAAUGUUCCUGGCCUGCAAUGUGGAGGAACGUACACCUUCUACGUCACUGCUCUGAAUUCAUUCUGUCAGAGCAGCCCUGGCACAAGCUUUCAGAUUCAGACAGCUCCAUGCUCUCUCACCUCCAUCACUGCACACACUGACUGUUACAGUAGCCACAUUACUGUUAGUUGGCAGCUGAAUGACAGAUCCUCAUUGUAUGUGGCCUCGGCUGAAGGAAAUGACCAUAGCAUUUUGAUGUGCAACAGCACAAGCACGUCCUGCGACCUCAUUGGCGCCAGGUGUGGAAUGCACUACACUAUUAUUGUCUCUGCGUCCUCCGACAAAUGCAGCAGCUUGCGAAGCCCACCUUUCGAAAUGAGCACAGCACCAUGUGUUCCUCAGAAUGUAGUACUUAAUUCCAUGUGCGACUCAAAUGGCAUGAUGGCAUCGUGGUCACCAUCUCUGGUUGCACAGUCAUACUUGCUCACGGCCAGCAGUAGUGACGGAGAUGUGCUGACCUGCAAAAGCACCACAAACAACUGCACCCUGCCUCACCUGCACUGCGGACAGGUUUACAAUGUCAGCAUAACUGCUUCUAAUAACAACUGCACCAGCCCGGCCAGUCAGCAGGUCAACUUCCAUACUGUGCCUUGUGCGCCACCGAAUUUGUCUGUGGCAGUGCAGUGCGACACCAGGACUGCCACGCUCUCCUGGGGAAAGAGCCAAGGCGCUCUACAGUACUUCUCAUGGGCCAAAACCCUGGAUGGGCACACAAUUUGCUGCAACACCACUAACACUUCCUGUAGCAUCUCCGGACUGACCUGUGGGACGCUCUACAACUUCACAGCGUUGUCUUCAGAUGGAACCUGUAACAGCUCCCAGACUGCUCCGAUCCAGAAGGGAGCAGUGCCAUGUCCUCCGAGCAGCGUGAGAGUGAGGACUCAUCUGAUGGACAAUGCCACUCUAAUCAGGGUCGACUGGAAGUUUGUUGACUGUCCAAACGUUACAUACCUUGUGCGAGUGACCGGCUACAUCCAGCAAAACCCACAGACCAGCAUGGACGUGUCCUCCUACUGGACAAAUGUUAACUUCUUUGAGAUUCCUGUACCCUGCAGCACUUCUUACAAUGUGACAGUCUUUGCACAAAACUCAGCUGGGAUCAGCUCAGCUUCUUACACUGUUACUGGAGUUACAGCACCCUGUCUGACAAUGAAUGUCACUUUCUUGGCUAAUAAUUCGUCCACCACAGGUCAAACCUUAAUCCGGCGAAGAAGACAUCUACAACUUGCACGAAUGAAUGCAGAACUGAUUGACACACUGCCGGCGCCCGAACUGAAGGGUGUCCAUGUGGCGGGACAGUCCCUGCAUGUGGAGUGGUCUCAGAUCUCAGGAGCUGAGUCCUACAUCCUCAUCGUCACAGAAGACACCCCGUCUCCACCCGCAGAGAAGAUCCUGUCCAUCUACAAGACUGAGACCGCUACUGUGACUGACCUGAAACCGGCAUCACUGUACUGCGUCAGCGUGUCUGCCAAAGAUGGAGCAAUCCAGAGCGAAUAUUCCAGACCCGUGUGUGUCUUCACUGAGGCCUGCGGGGUCAACUGUACAGCAACGUAGAUACAAGGACAACAACACAAAUGCACAUUCUUCUGUGAACUAGCAUAUGCGCUAUCUUAUGUUGCAUGCUAAAAACAACAAAAUCAAACUGUGCUGUCAGUGAACAAUAUUACUUAAAUUCUUGACUGAUUAUGUCCUUUACAAUGAACCCAAUCAUAAUCAAAUGAAUGAUUGAAGUUUUUAGUUUAAUAAUAAUCAUUUAUGCUGAUUGAAAAAGAAUAUGUGAUGUGUCUUAAAAUUGAAAUUACGUUGAUUGUCCAUAGAAAUCUGCUGUAAUGACUUUUUUUAAAUGAAGGUUUUGUAUUUAUCUUCAGAAGUCCAUUUCUGUAACUAGAUCUUUAGGUGAUUCAAUCAAGAAUGUUUAUUUAGCUAGAUCAAAUAAAUGGUUAAUUUAUCAAAUUUAUUUUUAAACCAUAUAUUGUAUUUUCUAUCUGAGGUAUACUAUGUAACAUUAUUAUAAAUCUGCAAUUAAUCUUUUUAUGCAUAAAGUCAUAUGAAAAAUUAAAGUCUGUGAAUGAAGAAACGUUUCAAA
Danio rerio (zebrafish) is the source of this 14689-nucleotide messenger RNA. The record is from RefSeq and is a predicted model, not a curated record. NCBI's taxonomy places the organism in Eukaryota, Metazoa, Chordata, Actinopteri, Cypriniformes, Danionidae.